Molecule: messenger RNA, 564 nt
Organism: Fraxinus pennsylvanica
Lineage: Eukaryota; Viridiplantae; Streptophyta; Magnoliopsida; Lamiales; Oleaceae
Source: the annotation of a GenBank genome assembly
AUGAUAUGGACUUCCUGCAGGGAUUCAUAUUGCAAACCUGAAGACUCUCUCUACCAUUCAAAUCCAAUCAAAGAUGGUACAGAUUCUGUUGGUGGAACUGGGAUCAAGAUUCAAUUGCGUCAGCCUCGAAAUCGACAAAUUUCAGGAACAGCACACGGAACCGCCUCCAGGAGAAUUCAUCUGUUGAUGGAACGUGGACCACAGUCUAUAUGUACUGACAAGUCUGUAGAUGACAGCAGCACAGAAGGACAAGAUUCAGCAGUUAUGGAGGCUGGCAAAGAUAUUGACAGAACUUCCAAGGUUCCUGAGCCAGAGGGAAGAAUUCCCAAUGAGAAAAUGGAUACUGCUCAAACAUGUAAUUCACGACUUCAGUUGUUAACAGAACAUGGUAAUGAAAAUGGCUGUGCAAAGAUGGGAUCGUUUGUGUUAUCAAAGUCAUUGUUUGCUCCUAGGGGCGCACAUCAUUUGACCGUGUAUGCUGUCUGCUCGUAUCUAAUUAUAAUCAUGUCCAUAGUUUUCCUUGGGUUAUGGAAAUGGCCGAGUUUGCAUUCUGUGCAUAGUUAA